Messenger RNA from Drepanopeziza brunnea f. sp. 'multigermtubi' MB_m1, 1053 nucleotides. NCBI's taxonomy places the organism in Eukaryota, Fungi, Ascomycota, Leotiomycetes, Helotiales, Drepanopezizaceae. The record is from RefSeq and is a predicted model, not a curated record.
AUGGCCUCGAAGGACCUGCCAUCUGCGCUGCGCCGGCUGAUUCUGAGAGAAGCAAGGUCACCAAAUGCGCCAAUAUUAAGGAGUCAACGCCGCUAUGCUUCCACGGAGGCAGCAGUCGCCCAUGAGGAUCUUCAGGAGCUGGAAUCCCAAUCGUCGUUCCUGUCCACAGGCCUGGUGGACGCGAAAGUAAAGGACUAUGAUCCAGUUAAGAGAGCUGCGGGAAGGAGGAGGCAGCUUCCAUCCAGUCGAUACCAGUUCCGGCCCCCAAGAUACUAUCGAGGACCACUCCACCCCCAUCAACCACCUCCCAGAUCCGACCCUUCUUCCCGCGAGUUCGUCCCCGGGCCUUUCAACCGCACGCGCCUCGAGCAGACCUACCAAGCCAUGAUUGCUCCAGACCUAAUGACCCUCGGCUACAUCCACCAGCCCCCAGGAACCGUCAAGACACCGAGGGCAGAUCGGUUGCGUACCUGGGAUGACAGCUCUCCGUACCACAAAGGGCGGCCGAAGCGAGGGCCACGAGGGCCGGGAGACGUGCUACGGCUGGUGGAGAAAGACAUCACCUGGAAGAACAUCCCGAAAAUCGAGGAGGUGACGGUGCACUGCUUCGUCAAGGGAGCAAUUGACGACUCGAGCCAUCUGCACAUGGCGGGGAUGAUGCUGCAGGCCAUUACGGGGGUGCAGCCGCUGGUGCACAAGGCGAGGCAUAGUGUCAGCCAGUUUGGGAUUCGGGAGGGCAUGUCGAUUUCGUUGACGUGCACGAUAAGGAAUGAUCAGGCGUACGAGUUUGUGGAUAAGUGUGUCAAUCUAGUGUUUCCCCGGAUCAAGGACUGGCCGGGAUCAACUGGGGACAGCAGCGGAAACAUUUCUUUCGGCUUCGGACGCGAAGGCGCCAUCCUCUUUCCCGAAGUCGAAAUCAAUUACGAUAUGUACCCCCCAAAGCUGAUCCCAGGCUUCCACGUCACGGUGAAGACGACCGCUACUUCAGACAGGCACGCGAGAUUACUUCUCAGCUCUCUGGGCGUGCCUUUCUAUGGAAAGUUAGUGGAUUAG